This is a messenger RNA of Thrips palmi, 3211 nucleotides long. RefSeq names its product protein Wnt-4-like. Lineage: Eukaryota; Metazoa; Arthropoda; Insecta; Thysanoptera; Thripidae. Gene Ontology annotation, cellular component: extracellular region. Bases 340 to 1434 code for a protein of 364 amino acids. Gene Ontology annotation, molecular function: frizzled binding; cytokine activity. Gene Ontology annotation, biological process: neuron differentiation; cell fate commitment; canonical Wnt signaling pathway. The record is from RefSeq and is a predicted model, not a curated record. The transcript has 7 exons.
GCUCUCGGCUCGCUCCAGGCGCAGAGCCUCCUUCCUCCUUCAGUCAGACUUCACUCGGGUUCAGACUGCAUUUGGCAGCGGCCUGCGUUUGUUCGUGGGCGCGUCGUGCGUGCGUCCGCCAGUGUCGUGCCGCGUGCUGUGUCGGUGUGAGUGCGUGUGGUGUUGGAGGUGAUUGAAUGCAACCGAUGGCAGCCCCGCCUGCCAGGAUGGCUCCGCGACGUGCUGCUAGCGCUGCUGGCUCGCCGGACUGGCGGCGGAGUGUGGAGUGCUGAGUGCCGUCCGGGUUGAGUGUCGGGCCGUCGUCCGUCGGCCGGUCCUAGCCCAGGACGUCCCAGGACCAUGGCGACGGCGCCGCGCCGCACGGCCUGGCCGCCGGUCUUCGCCCUGCUGCUGCUCAUGGAGUCCACCGUCGCCAACUGGUGGAUGCUGGGGAUGCACGGGUCGAGCGGCUCCGCGGUGGAGUUCAACCCCAUGAGCAGCCACAAGGACAACUGCAACCGACUGGACUACCUGGUGGAGCGGCAGCAGCAGCUGUGCGGGCUCAGCGAGAACGUCCUGACGGCCAUCAGCACGGGCGCCAAGCUGGGCAUCGACGAGUGCCAGCACCAGUUCCGGAACAGCCGCUGGAACUGCAGCACCUUCAGCAACUCCAGCAACGUGUUCGGCGGAGUGCUGUCCGUCCACAGCCGGGAGACGGCCUUCGUGUACGCCAUCUCGGCGGCGGGCGUGGCCUACGCGGUGACGCGGGCGUGCUCUAGGGGCGAGCUCAACGAGUGCUCGUGCGACCCCAGGGCCCGCGUGCGCAAGACGAAGAAGAAGUGGAAGUGGGGGGGAUGCUCCGAGGACAUCCGCUUCGGGGAGAAGUUCAGCAAGGAGUUCGUGGACGCCAGGGAGCACGGCGACGCCCCGGAGGGCCUCAUGAACCUGCACAACAACGAGGCGGGGAGGAGGUCGAUCCGGUCGCGCAUGGAGCGCAUCUGCAAGUGCCACGGCAUGUCCGGGUCGUGCUCCGUGCAGGUGUGCUGGCGCAAGCUGCCGCCGUUCCGCGUGCUGGGCGACGCGCUGGGGCAGGCCUACGAGGGCGCCACGCAGGUCAAGCUGGCGGAGAACAAGCGGCGGCGCCACGCGCGCGGCAAGAAGCUGCGGGCAGUGUCGCGCGAGAUCAAGCCCCCCAACCGCACCGACCUGGUGUACCUGGAGGACAGUCCGGACUACUGCGAGCGCAACGACACCAUGGGCAUCCUCGGCACUCGCGGCAGGGUGUGCAACCGCACGUCGCCGGGGCUGGACGGCUGCCGACUGCUGUGCUGCGGCCGCGGCCACAACACGCGCAUGAAGGAGGUGGAGGACAAGUGCCAGUGCCGCUUCGUGUGGUGCUGCAACGUCGAGUGCAAGACCUGCCGCGUGCGUCGCGAUGAGCACACCUGCAAGUAGGGGGCAGUCUCUCUGUCCCGCCCCGCCCCGCCGGUUCAAAAGGAUGUUCAACCUUUACCACUGCAACUCCCCCUUCCCCCCGCCUGAGUGUCCACCCGGUCCGCCCCUGGCCUCAUCGACUCCCGGAUGCUCUCGUUGCUCACCGACUUCCCUAGUUCUUUGCCUGAAGGAAGCGCGGCCCGUUUUUCCACCUUUCCAUCCUCUGACCUUUAAAUGGGGAAGUCCCAUAUGGGGAACAUAUGUUUCGAUUUACUCAUACUUUCUUCAUCCCUUUGGUACAUGUUAAGAUUGACGGUAGAUGUAAACAGGGCGUUUCUGCCCCCUCUGCUGUAUACUAGCCUGGAAGGCGCUGGAAGGCCUGGAAGCGUCAUGUGAGGAGGCUCCUUUGUGAGUCGUGGGUCGGGUCGGCAACGGAGCAUCGGUACGGAAGUACGGAGUGGACGCGCUUCAAGAGACGAGCGAGACGCGACUAGCGCCCGAAGGCAGGCAACCCAUCAGGCACCUGAUGGGCCACUUCGGCCACUUCACGCCGGGGGCUUGCCCUCCCUAGAGUCCUAUAGCGUACUAUAGGACUCUAGCCCUCCCCCGGCCCAUUUUGCAAGAGUGUAGGAGCGACUUGUAGGUAGUCUUCUAGUUUUUGGGUCUAUCUCAUUCUCUCAAUUCUUUCAACCUUGGAAAAAAGUCAUUAAUUUGACUUAAUCUUUGUUACUGUAAUUGGUUCUUACUUAUCGUUCAGGCAUUCCCUCUAGCUAUUCUUUUUAUUGUCAAUGAUACGGUAGUAAGGACGCUGCCCUUAGCUCAUGGCAGUAAUGAUUUGGUGUGCGGUAAAGAAACAUACUUUUUGUAAAUGUGGUUCUUUGUUCUCUCUGAGAUUAACGUAUUGAUUAAUUCUGUCUAUUGAAGUCUGAUAUGAUUGGCAAUGAUUUUAUAGUAAGUUUUAGUGCACAAAGUGCUUACUACCUUCUUAAAAGUUGGCCUCAAGUACAUUUUCCUUAGGCCAACAUUUACUUUUCAAGUGGUUUUUGUCUUUGGUAGAAGUCAUUGGUGUGUCUUUAAAAGAAUUUUGUUGCAAGUUUUGAACCAUUUUUGUUUUUUUACAACAAAUCCAAAACGAUUAAAAUUUGAUGUGAUUAUGAGUUUCUUGGUUUAGAAUUCUCUUUGUUAUAUGUUAUUAUUUAUUAUUCUCUGCCCUCAUUUUUACCAAUUUUGUCAUGUUUUAUUUUGUAAAUAUGUUGUUAUGUAAUUUUACCUCUGUUUAUGUGUUGUAGAGCAGUAUUAAUAGUUUAUAAUAAGUCAUUUUUUUCCCAAAGCCAACCGUAAUUAUAGACUUCCAUAGCAUUUGAAAAAUGAACUGGAAGUUUUUGACUGGUUGUUGCUUAAAUUCCGAGUCAGUUCUUCAAAACAGGAAGUAAUGUACACAAAUACUUGUAUGAUUUUGCAUUCGGUAUUCAUUUCUUGUCACAUCAAGCAAAUCAAGAUUACGCCUAGUCCUAAUAAUGUAGAGUUACUUGUCAAUUUUAGGGUGUGUGCCAAAUCUGUAAUUUCAGGAAUGAAUACCAGAAACCCAGUGUAAAUACGAAGUUGUAGUGAUACUUUUUACAGGGGUUCAUUAUCGUCUGUAAUAAUUUUUGUCAUCCCAUCUUUCCCAAUCCCCUAGAUCAUGUAUGUUCCAACUUGGUUCAACUUUUUGUAGGUGUUUGUCACUGCACAUACCCCACUUUCUGAGUCUUGUAAUCCUCAAGUCCACAAGAUGAAUAAACUGUUAAUUUGGUUUUUA